Molecule: messenger RNA, 544 nt
Organism: Diachasmimorpha longicaudata
Lineage: Eukaryota; Metazoa; Arthropoda; Insecta; Hymenoptera; Braconidae
Product: flexible cuticle protein 12-like
Exons: 2
Coding region: 133-480 (115 amino acids)
Cellular component (GO): chitin-based extracellular matrix
Molecular function (GO): structural constituent of chitin-based larval cuticle
Source: RefSeq, a predicted model, not a curated record
AAUAAUGGGGGUAUGAGUGGGGAACCCGAUUAAAUCGAUUUUUUGGGACUAUAUAAGGUCCAGCCUCUGCCAUCGAAAGACAUCAGUUCUCUCUCGACUCAAGUUAGUCACAUAAAUUCACCAAAAAUCAACAUGAAGAUGAUCAUUGUCCUCGCUGCCCUCGUGGCCAUCGCAACCGCUGCUCCCCAGCGUCCCCAACAAUCGGAGGUUGUCAUCGUGAAGCAAAGCGAACACAACAACGCCGGUCUCCCAGAGCCAUACAACUACAAUUAUGAAUUGUCUGACGGGAGCCAGAAACAGGAAGAGGCCUCAUUCGAAAGCGCCACCAAUGAGGAAGGCAAGCCCGUCCCAGCCAUCGUCGUCAGGGGGAGCUACAGCUUCGUCGGCGAGGAUGGAGUGACCUACACCGUUACUUACACCGCUGACAAGGACGGAUUCCACCCAGUCGGUGAUCAUCUUCCUGUUGCCCCGGUUGCCUAAACUUGCUUGUGAUGAAAAUGGAUAAUGCAUUUUAAAUUUUAAUAAAUUACGUAUUUUAUCAAAA